Molecule: messenger RNA, 186 nt
Organism: Rhizophagus irregularis DAOM 181602=DAOM 197198
Lineage: Eukaryota; Fungi; Glomeromycota; Glomeromycetes; Glomerales; Glomeraceae
Source: RefSeq, a predicted model, not a curated record
AGUUUAUCGGCAUUUUUAGCAUGUUUGGAUGGACAUAUAAUUUCGGAGGGUAAUAUAAUUAUAAUGACAACUAAUCAUAUUGAUUUCCUCGAUCCUGCAUGCAUACGACCGGGUCGCAUGGACGUUCAUCUUGAACUUGGUUAUUGUACUCAUUAUCAAUUAAAUAAAAUGUUUAACCUCGUUUUU